Cladocopium goreaui is the source of this 415-nucleotide messenger RNA. The record is from the annotation of a GenBank genome assembly. Lineage: Eukaryota; Dinophyceae; Suessiales; Symbiodiniaceae.
GAUCUAGUGGAGAAACUACAAUGCAAGAAGUUUUGCAAUGUGUUUCGGGAAUUGGAUCGGUGUAGCCGGUGGGUGUACCGAUGGCGCAAUUUGUCUGAGUCCUGCCUGUUCCUGAACAUCUACUUGCUUCGAUUUGUUGCUGUGACUGAUGUACGAUUUCGCAAGUUGCUUUCGUUCUACGGCAAUGGCCGUCAACACUUUUGGUACGACCGCGUCAGCAGCAACAAACUGGAAGCUGCAAUCCGGAAGCUUUGUGUCACGCAGACUAUGCCGUCCGCGUACAGGUCCUGGGGUCGGGGUGUGACGCGUGCGCAGACUGCAACGAUGGCUGUCAAGAAUUUGCGGCAGGUCAUGCAGAAGGCGGGUUUGUUGCGCGAAAAAGAAUUGCCUGCCCAUGUCGCAGUGGGUCAUGCAG